Molecule: messenger RNA, 1919 nt
Organism: Polypterus senegalus (gray bichir)
Lineage: Eukaryota; Metazoa; Chordata; Cladistia; Polypteriformes; Polypteridae
Product: cytochrome P450 2J2-like
Exons: 9
Coding region: 44-1546 (500 amino acids)
Biological process (GO): xenobiotic metabolic process
Cellular component (GO): cytoplasm; intracellular membrane-bounded organelle
Molecular function (GO): oxidoreductase activity, acting on paired donors, with incorporation or reduction of molecular oxygen, reduced flavin or flavoprotein as one donor, and incorporation of one atom of oxygen; heme binding; iron ion binding
Source: RefSeq, a predicted model, not a curated record
UAAAGGCAGCCUGACAGGCGGGCGGAGCGAAAUUCAGUCCGCAAUGUUGGUCUGGUGGCUGUGGGAGCAGCUGGAUGCCUGGAGCGCCCUCAUCUUCAUCGUGGUGCUGUUGCUUGUGUCCGAUUACCUGAAGAACAGGGAUGGCAAAAACUUCCCGCCGAGUCCUAUUUGGGUGCCGUUUGUGGGCGACUUGUUCAGUAUGACUUCUGAUCAGCCGCACCAGUACAUGGCAAAGCUUAAAGAAAAAUAUGGAGAUAUCUACAGUCUGAGACUUGGAGGAAGUAAAACCGUAAUUGUCAACGGGUACAAGUUGGCCAGGGAAGCUCUGCUGACGCAAGGAUAUGCCUUGACAGGCCGGCCACAACCUGCUAUUUAUGAAAGGAUCUACAAAAAACCUGGCAUAGGAUUAAGUAACGGGUACACCUGGAAAGAGCACAAGAGGUUCGUUUUGACCACACUGAGAAACUUUGGAGUUGGAAAGAAGAGCUUAGAGUCCAUCAUCAUGGAGGAGGUCAAGUUCUUUGUAGAAGCCUUUGAGGAGGAGAGAGGCCAGCCAUUUAAUCCUCAUUAUAUGAUUAAUAACGCCGUCUCCAACAUCAUCUGCUUGAUCGUCCUUGGUCAUCGAUUUGAGUACAGCGACAGCCACUACCAAGAGAUCCAACAUCUGAUGAACAAAGGGGCUUAUCUGGAAGGAAGUUGGUGGACUUGGGCUUACAAUGCAUUUCCUGGGCUCAUGAGGUACUUACCAGGGGGUCACAACGAGCUUUUCUCAAGCUAUGGAAAAGUUAUGGAUUUUCUGAGAGAAGAAAUCAGAAACCAUAAGAAGGACUUGGACCCGACGUCCCCUCGUGAUUUCAUUGACGCCUACCUCAAGGAAAUGGAAAAGCGCAAAAAUGAUCCUGCAGCCGAAUUCAAUGACGACACUCUGUGCUCAAACACCUUUGACCUGUUUGUGGCUGGAGGAGAAACGACGGCCACAACCCUCCGUUGGGCUCUGCUCUUCAUGGCACAAAACCCACACAUACAGGAGAAGGUCCAAGCCGAGAUCGACAGUGUAUUGGGCCAAACUCGCCUGCCAUCGAUGGAGGACAAAAUCAACCUGCCGUACACCGAGGCAGUUGUCCACGAGGUCCAGAGGAAAGCCGACAUUGUUCCCGUCAACCUUUUGAAGAUGACUACGGAGGACAUGACCAUUGGAGGCUACUUAAUUCCAAAGGAUACGGCCAUUCUCAUUAAUCUGAGCUCAGUUCUCAAUGACAAGGAUGAGUGGGAGACCCCCGACACGUUUAAUCCUGGACACUUUCUCACCCCGGAUGGGAAGUUCCGGCGAAGGGAAGCCUUUAUGCCUUUCUCUGCUGGAAAGCGGCCCUGUUUGGGAGAACCACUGGCAAGAAUUGAGCUCUUCCUGUUCUUCACGUGCCUUUUGAAAAAGUUCACCUUCCGUGCCCCUGAAGGGACAAGCCUGACAUUGGAUGCCAUCACUGGCUUCACGCGAGCCCCUUUGCCACACAAAAUCUGUGCCAUCCCUCGUGGUCAGACUGCUUGAUGUUGGUUUUCUCUUGUUGCUUUUCUGCACCUUAUGAAACUUUUCACUUAAGUCUGCUUCUCCUCAUUUUUAAAUAUUCUUAUAUAUGCAAUUUGGAUCAAAGUUCAUUCAUAUUCAUUUUAUAUUAACCCCUUAUGUACUAAGGAGUUUCUGGCUUAAUUGCUCCUAAAUUACUGACCCAAAAAUAAACAGCUUUUACUCUUUUAUUGUAAUAAAGGAGCUGCAAAUGGCUGAAGAGCAGUAUAUGAUUACAAACAUUUGUUUUCACCAAUAUAAACUUAAUAAAACACAAAUAAAUUUGGUGCUUUAGGGUUUUCUCUCCAAAAAACUGGAUUUUACUGGAAAUCACCAAUACAUUUUAUAACGCACAACC